AUGGAGCAAGAGAAGGCGAAACGACUGAUGAAUGAAGCAAUAGAUACGAAUGAAAGCGACGAAGUGACGACAAUAAUAAGACGAUACGGGUUGUCAUACGUACCAGAAUGGAGGGAAGGAUAUACGCUAAUUAUAAGGGCACUGCUACGAAAAAAAGAAGAGGCGGUGGAAGCUCUCAUUAUGAAUAAUGCAAAUGUAAAUGGACCAAGUCACGCAAACUCCAUAGUCCCAUUAUGCAGAAUUUUGAAAUAUUCGAACACGGAAUUGGCAUGGUUACUCAUAGCUCGAGGUGCAAAUAUCAAUUCGAACAAUGAUGACAGUGGAAAUCGACCGAUACAUCAACUCGUGAUCGCUGUUGGGCAGGAAGCAGGAGCGAGCAGGACAAGGCUGACAGAGAUAAUGGAAUACAUGCUGCAGAAUGGAGUCGAGGUAGAGGCAAGAAAUCGUGAGGGGCUAGAGUGA
Molecule: messenger RNA, 462 nt
Organism: Microplitis mediator
Lineage: Eukaryota; Metazoa; Arthropoda; Insecta; Hymenoptera; Braconidae
Exons: 1
Coding region: 1-462 (153 amino acids)
Molecular function (GO): protein binding
Source: RefSeq, a predicted model, not a curated record